AAGAGCCGCUGACAACAAAGCUUCUUGUUUGUUUAAUCAUUUCACACAUCUCUCUCUCUCUCUCUCUCUCUCUCUCUCUCUCUCUCUCUUAAUCAUCAUCAUCCUCAUAAUUCGUCAUCGCCAUUCAUUGCGCUCUCUGUCUCUCUCUCUCAUACUUUUGCAGCAGUGCAGCGCAGUGCAGUUGAUGAUCAUGAUGAUGAUUAUGCCCUCCUUCUAAUCUUCCCUUUCUUCUUUACUGCUGGCUUCUUUUUCUUAUCAUUCUUUUUUUCCUCUUAUUAGUUAAAUAAAGGGGUGAAAAUCCCAUCUCAAGACAGCACUAACUCAUAGGUAUUCUCUCUUUCUGGCUUUAUCUUUUCCAGUUGUCUACUACUCAUCCCUCCUUUUAACAUCACCUUCAUCUUUCACCAAACUUCUCUUGCUAUCCCUCUCUCAUCUUGUCUUUUCAAUUGCCCCAUUCCUCUCUCGUGGUAGUGUGUGAGUGAGACGGAGGGAGGAAAAGGGUAGGUUAGAGAAUCUCAGUUAAUUAUCACAGAUGAAUGGUGGUCUCCAACAAAUAUCGCUGUUACUAAAAUUUGCUAACUUUCCAGUGGAUUGAAAGUGGAGUCUGAUUUUAUCGAGAGAAGAUGCAGCAAGGAGGAGGGGUUCCUAUCCAACCCCAAUAUGGAGCACCAACAAGUGAGAUGACUCCUCCUGCAACUGCUGCACUUGGCACCCACAUGCUGCUGGCUGCAGGAACCGACCAAUCUCAACAGCAACAGCUUGUAGAAGAGGCCUCCCCCAUUAGCAGCCGACCUCCAGCCGCUGCUGGGAAUUUAGAUGAAUUUAUGAGGCUGUCAGGUAGCGGCGAUGAAGCAGAUCGAGCGGAAGGUGUUGCAAGCAGCAACAGGUGGCCUCGUCAAGAAACUCUAGCACUUAUUCAAAUUAGGUCUGAUAUGGAUGCUGCUUUUCGUGAAGCCACCGUCAAGGGUCCCCUCUGGGAAGAUGUUUCCAGGAAGCUGGCGGAGCUGGGAUACAAGAGAAGUGCCAAGAAAUGCAGAGAAAAAUUUGAGAACGUGGACAAGUAUUACAAGCGAACCAAGGAAGGACGAGCUGGUCGUCAAGAUGGGAAAAGCUACAGGUUUUUCAGCCAACUGGAGGCUCUACAUAACUCCAGCAGUAACACUUCAACUACAACACUCAAUCUUGUCACAGCUUCUCAACCAAUAGCUACCACCAUAACUACCCUAGAUGUUGCUCCUGUUUCCAUUGGGAUCCCUAUGCCUGUCUUAUCCGUUAGACUUCCACCUUCAACUGUCGGCAUGUCUUCCUCAUCCACCAUGUUUCCUCCAGAUUUGACCGUAACCAUGGCGCCUGCUGUUGCUGCACCACCUCGGCCGUCAGCAGGAAUCAGCUUCUCCUCCACUUCAAAUGGCUCUUCUUCUUCUGCCAGCUCUCAAGAGGAUGAUGAGGAUGAUUAUGAUGAUGAUAAGCCAUCCAACAUUGCCGCAGGUCCAAGCCGCAAACGUAAAAGGCAUUCUUCUAAAGGAGGCACUCGCCGAAUGAUGGAGUCUUUUGAGGGUCUCAUGAAACAUGUUAUGCAAAAGCAAGAGGCCAUGCAGCAGAGAUUCCUGGAGGCCAUAGAGAAGAGAGAACAUGACCGGAUGAUAAGGGAGGAAGCCUGGAAAAGACAAGAAAUUGCCAGACAGAACCGCGAGCAAGAGCUUGUGGCUCAAGAGCGGGCCAGUUAUGCUUCUAGAGAUGCUGCAAUAAUUGCCUUUCUACAGAAAAUUACUGGCCAAACCAUCCAAUUGCCUUCACCUGUAACAAUUGCAGCAGUCCCACAACCAGCACCCCCACCACAACCGCAACCUGUGUCAUUGGCACCCGUAGUCACUGUCUCAAUCCAACAGCCACCAGCCCCACAACCGCAAGCGCAACCACACUCAGCAGCAUUGCCCCAGCAAUAUGAACAACAGCAGCACCAACAAGUUCAUCAUCAGCAAUCAUCUAUUUCCUCGGAAGUAGCAAUGACAGUCGUCCCAGAACAAGAGGUACCACCGCAGGAAAUUGGCAAUAUUGGGAGCCUUGAACCUACCUCCUCAAGAUGGCCAAAAGCAGAAGUACUAGCACUUAUAAAGUUGAGGAGUGGGCUUGAUUCCAGAUAUCAAGAGGCGGGGCCCAAGGGCCCACUUUGGGAAGAAAUCUCCGCUGGGAUGCAUCGGAUGGGUUACAAGAGGAGUUCCAAGAGAUGCAAGGAAAAAUGGGAGAACAUCAACAAGUACUUCAAGAAGGUCAAGGAAAGUAAUAAGAAACGCCCUGAAGAUGCCAAGACCUGCCCCUAUUUUCACGAACUAGAUGCACUUUACAGAAAAAAGAUACUUGGCAGCAGUAGCGGAGGUGGUGGCGGUUAUAGCACUACCAGUAGUGGCUUUGCCAACCUGAAUAGGCCAGAAGAACAGCAGCAGCAGGAAAGCAUGACAUCGGAUCCGCUUCCACCUACAAAGCCCGAAAGUAGGAGUGAGGUCUCGGCCACGGUGCUGGCACAAACCUCUGAGUCACAAACUAAAAUAGGGGGUGGUGCAGAUGUCAAUACUGUUUUGCCUGGAAGCCUCUUUGGAGAAGGAAAUGGAGGAUCAGCACAGAAGCCAGAAGACAUCGUGAAAGAGUUUAUAAAACUGCAGGGGAUGCAAAGACAACAGCAAAAACAGUUGAUGUUGCAUGAAUGCGAGAAAAUGGACGAAGGUGAUGAUAGCGAUAACACUGAGGAUGAUGAAGAUGGUGUCGAAGUCGUUGGUGGCAAUGAAGAGGAUGACGACGACGACGAUGGUGAUGAAUAUGAUGAACGGCCGCAAGAAGAGAGGAAGAUGGCUUACAAGAUAGAAUUUCAGAGGCAGAACACAAACGCCUCUAGAUCUAAUGGGGGAGAAAACGGAACACCCACUUUUUUGGCCAUGGUUUAGUAGUCUCAGCAACAUCCUUAGGUUCCCAAAACGUACCAUACAUACCUAAAUAUGUUCAGAAGCUCAAACAAUAUAUCUAACACUGAGUUGAAACCCUGACAACCUUAAUUCUUCACUUUGAGUUACAUUUUCCUUCCCUUCCCUUCCCUUCCAUUUCUUAUUGUCCAGAAAAUUUCAUUGUCAUCCUCGUUCUGUUAUCCCUUAUUUUUCCCUUAAUCUUCUUCACAAAACACUUUUCGUUAAGAUGGGAAUCACUUAUUUCAAUUUAUUUAUUAAUUUGUUGUUGAAUAAAGGAUCGUUUCAAGGUAAAACGGGAGGAUUGAUUCAAGGAAGACCAAAUAAAGCUUGCCUAGCAUAUUCAUCAUCAUCAUUAUGAGACUGAAAAGGGCAAAGAAGCCAAGACAGCAAGAGAGGGAAUGGCAGAGAAAUGCAAAUGAUCCAUGCUAGUGGAUGUUUGGGUACGUCUUUGAUAUGGGUUACUUCAAUUUAUAUCUUGCUUGAAAAUAAUAUAGUUUCAGUGAGCUGGAAUCUAAUUAAUUUUCUUCGUUUAGAAUUGUAAUAUCAAACUCAUUCAUCUCA
Molecule: messenger RNA, 3518 nt
Organism: Hevea brasiliensis (rubber tree)
Lineage: Eukaryota; Viridiplantae; Streptophyta; Magnoliopsida; Malpighiales; Euphorbiaceae
Product: trihelix transcription factor GTL1
Exons: 3
Coding region: 624-2939 (771 amino acids)
Source: RefSeq, a predicted model, not a curated record